This is a messenger RNA of Saprolegnia diclina VS20, 1414 nucleotides long. RefSeq lists its product as hypothetical. NCBI's taxonomy places the organism in Eukaryota, Oomycota, Saprolegniomycetes, Saprolegniales, Saprolegniaceae. Gene Ontology annotation, cellular component: nucleus. The record is from RefSeq and is a predicted model, not a curated record. Bases 45 to 1388 code for a protein of 447 amino acids. The transcript is spliced from 8 exons.
GUUGUCGCAGUUUUCUGUGGCUUGGAACCAACGGCCACGCAAGGAUGAUGCGCGAGAUCUUCGACACGUUCUUGACGGACCCAGUCCUCUUGUCAGAGGACGUGUACGUGCUCUGGCUCGAGGGCCAGAACGCAACGAGUGCUCUGGAUGUCCGGUUCCGGUCGUAUGGACCCUCGUCUGCGUCGUCGGAAAGCCUGUCCGAUGACCGCGACGACGAACUGCGCGAUCUCAUUUGGCGGGACACGGUCGACCAGUAUCGCCUCUUUGAGAAGCUCGAGUCGUAUUUCAUGCACCCGAAGCUUCUUCGCACGCAGCUUCUCUUCCAGAUCCCUGCAUGGCAGCAACAAGAGAUGACGGAGAAGUACUAUGGCCUCGACGGGCCCGUCGUGCGUCGCCUUGUCGGAAAGAAGCUCACGUCAAAAGCGCAAAAAGACCUUGACGAAGUCAGCGAGCAGUCGUUCCGGACGCUCAAGAACUGUCGGCGCCAAUUUGAGAACCUCCGGCGCAUUUACGCCUUGCUUGAAGAAAAGAACUUUCAGGGCUGCAUUGCACGUGCUAUCAGCGAUCACUUCCUCAUCUCAGAUCGACUCGCCGCAAAGUACGCCGGCAUCGUCUUUCUUGUCCACGGGCGUUUCGAAGUGCACAUGACACACAAGACAGUCGGGUUCCUGACAUGGUCAGACCUACAAUUUUUUGCGGCACUGCUUAUGAGCCAUUGGGUCAUGCCAUCCACGAAGCGCCACUUGGGCCCUACCAAGCUCGCAUGCAAGACACUCUCGGCGUCCAUUGCGGUCCUUGCCGAAGGCUCUGCCCUCAACUGUGUCCGGCUUCGACACCGAGUUACCCCUGACGCUUUGGUUUGUGACACCACCGACACUGACUGGCCGUCGCUGUCGCACCUUGAAACGAAAGUGACGCCAAUGAGUGCUCGUCACUGCGUUGGCGUCGACCUAAACCAACGCAUGACGAACGCGCUUCGGGACCUCAAAGCACACUUUCUCAACGACGUAGAGACGCUGACCGAGUACCGCAAUAUCGUCAUGCUCGAGCUUCAAUCCAAAUUGCAACCAGAGCAACUAGACCAUCUUGGCCUGAAGAUGCUACCGAUAGCACGCGGGCUGCUCACGAUUGGCGCUGGGCUCUCACAGCCAAAAGAACUCAAGGAUCUCAUCGAAGACGUCGUGGACGCCGCUGGACACGUGUUUAAGGAUUCGAAACUGCGUCUGACCGAUAUCGAUUUGGUCUUCUCUGCGCUCAUCGAUUCAUUGAGUGCAAUCGACGUAUGGUACCUAAACGCAGACGAGACGCGUUUGCUCUUGCUUGCGAGCUGGGAAUUAUUUCUCAGUGUUGUUCGUGGCGUGCUCGUCACCAUUUAUGACAGACUCUAAUAAUUGUAAUAUUGCAUCGGUGGGUG